UUGGCUCUAAUAAGUCAUACAUGAUGACCACGUACGUCAUCAUAAAGCGACAGCGUUUACCUCCUCUUUAACAUGCUCUUUUAAGAUAUAUAGCAACAAAUACAGCUCACCACUUGUUUUCAAUUCUUGAUCGUCAUUUUGGAAGCUUCAGGAACUGAUUCUACAAGCAAGUUUUAUCUCAAACAACUCUCUUUAUCUUGAAUACGAACUAAAAGUCCCAGAAGUCCUCUCUCUCCGUUUGUAAACACAUGGCUCGAGGUCUCAUCUGACACCCACUAUGCCCAAACUCUUCGAUAUAAAGUUCCCAGGAGGAUGUAAGACUCUCCCUGAAGGCUUCUGGUCGGCAGUAGACGUGUGGGUAAAGAAACCUCACGUUGUGAACAAGCGUCUCUGCGGAGUAAAGGAGACAGAGAGUGAAGAAGUGGACAGAGAUGCAUUGCAUUUCCUGCUGGAUAAUCCUGAACUCUCUCAGGAUGUGUUUUCCUUCCUGACCUGUGAUGUUUCACCUGAGCAGACACACGGCAAGGACAAACCCUGGACUUCUACUGUGAGGACGUUUAUCCCCAAAGUGAGCUGCUAUGGGACUGCCCUUCAUAAAGAAGUCAUACUCAAAGACUCUGUCAGACAACAGGUGACAUUCCUUCCAUAUGAAGAGGAUUCAGAGGGACGGGUGUCUCUAAAGAGGGGCAACAUUUAUCAGAUUCAGCUCCUCCAUCAGGACUGUGAAGAAUGGUCCUUGGAGCUGCAUGCCUUGACUCCAGCUGCCUGGUUCUCUGAUGGCGUUGCGUACCCAAAGCUGCCCUGGCUGUCCUCUGAUCUGCUGCCUAAACUGGUCCGCUGGGCCUCUGAGUGCAGGAGCAGCGAGUUCAGGAGCACGCUGUCUCUGCUGCCGGUGGAGAAAUACAGCGUCAUGUACCAGCAGCUGAAGGAGAAGUACAAAGCCAUGGUGAAGGUUUGGCCUGAAGUCACAGAUCCUGAAAAGUUUGUGUACGAGGACGUCGCCAUCGCCACGUAUCUCCUUGUGCUGUGGGCCGAGGAGCGAGCAGAGAGAGGCCUCACUGACCUGCAGUCCUUUGUGGACCUGGGCUGUGGGAACGGACUUCUGGUUCACAUACUGACCAAUGAAGGGCAUCCUGGAAAGGGCAUCGAUGUCCGUAGGAGGAAGAUCUGGGACAUGUUCGGCCCUGGGACUCUGUUAGAGGAAAAAGCAAUUACUCCCAGCGAGAGCUUCUUAUUCCCCCGUACGGACUGGCUGAUUGGGAACCACUCAGACGAGCUCACGCCGUGGAUCCCCGUCAUGGCAGCCAGGUCCUCUUACUCCUGCCGCUUCUUUGUGCUGCCCUGCUGCUUCUUCGACUUCUACUGUAAAUACCAGAGACGGCAGUGUAAGAAGUCGCAGUACAAAGAAUACAUCGACUUCAUCAGCGAGGUCAGCCAAGUCAGCGGAUUCAAGACUGAGGAGGACUGCCUGAGAAUACCGUCCACCAAACGGGUGUGUCUGGUGGGGAAGUCAAGAAACUACGAGCAACCCCACGAAGCUGAGGCAGAGCAGCGAAGAGCUCAUUACGUUCAAAGCCGCCAGGCCGCCUCGGGGGUCACAGUUCAAGUGUCAAACAUUGGAAGUGACGGGCACUGUUGCCUAGGAAACGGAGAAAAUGGCAGGACCCCCUGGAGCAGCUGGGGAGCCGGGUUCCAGCCCAGAGACAGAGUUGAAACUGUGCGAAACUGCGCUGCUCUCCCGCGGGAUUUCGUUGACGGUGUUGUCCUGCAGGUUGCUAAUGCGCUGCUGGGAAUGACCGAGGAUGAUGGUGGGGAGUCCGACUGGAACAGAGGAGGCAGCCUCGCUGUGAGUGAGGUCGCUGGCCUGUUGGAGCAGGAGACCCUGCAGCUCCUGAAGAAGGAGUGUGGAGGCCUUCAGACGCUGCUCAAGAACAACCACCAAGUCUUCAGAGUGGAAGGUGGGAGAGUGCACAUUCGGGACUGGCGCGAGAAGAGGACCUCCAAGGUGAACAUGAAGAAGAAGAAACCCAUUGCCCCUGGUGCCCUGAAAACUCGUCCCUGCUGGUUUUACGACCACCAUCCACAGCGCUGCCCCCUGCAGACCGAUCAGUGCCACUUCGCUCAUGGCCCAGAUGACCUCCGAACCUCAACAAGACCUUUAAAGAAGAUAAAAAACGAUGCCUUUUGACUGGCAUGUUUCUCUUAGAAACUUUAAUUUACCUUAAUUAAUAAUUUGAUUUUAAAAGGGGUUGAAUCCUUUUGUAAUUAGCAGUGUUCACUCUGUCUGCUGAAACCUGCUGUGAGAAACACUGCAGCCAAGGGGAAAGAGUUCAGCUCCAAACCAUGUGAGUUUAAUUGAUGCGACAUUACAUCAUUUCUGGGAAUUGAGGUCUUCAAAUUUUAACAGUUUCCUUUUUACUCUUCACUCUUGGAGCUUGCUGACACCUCUGGGUCAUGUUGUCAACUGGAAUUUAAUUUGUAAAUGAUUAUUUUGUCUCACUUUUUAUUUAUUCAAGAACGUUUGUAAAGCACAGAAAAAAAGUGUACACUUACUGUACAUUAAAGUUUAUUUCAGGAUACA
Notolabrus celidotus (New Zealand spotty) is the source of this 2581-nucleotide messenger RNA. It is a transcript of the gene trmt44, whose product is annotated as tRNA methyltransferase 44 homolog. The record is from RefSeq and is a predicted model, not a curated record. Gene Ontology annotation, molecular function: metal ion binding; tRNA (uridine) methyltransferase activity. Gene Ontology annotation, biological process: tRNA methylation. The transcript has 11 exons. Bases 278 to 2188 code for a protein of 636 amino acids. NCBI's taxonomy places the organism in Eukaryota, Metazoa, Chordata, Actinopteri, Labriformes, Labridae.